UCACUGCCAGUCUUUUUUUUUUUGUCCCAGUGAGAUUGUGAGCUCCUCUCUUCAAUUCUCUCUCGAACUCUCCUCUUGUCGGUUUACUGUUUGGUGGUUGUGACCCCUCUAUUAUACCAUGGGAGACCCUGUGCCUUUCUCCAUCCUGAACGAGAGACUGAGACCACAGUUCACUGCCAUGGAACAACUCUGCUACUCCCUGCACACCCUGGAAGAUGGACACCAGCUGCCUGGCACUGUCUGUGGCAGUUCAACCACACGGUCUACAAUACUGAGAGAUGAAAUACAAACACAGGACGAUUCAAGCUCGACCAUGACUGAACCAGAGGAUGACCCAGAGAAGGAGGAUGUGGUCACAGAAGGGUCGACUUCGCUGACCGAAGAGGGGGACAAUUGUCAUGAUCUGUUGACCAUGACCAGUACCUGUUUGAUGCCGUCUUUGACCGCAGAAGAUGCUGGUUCUGGUGAGCUGGCCAUGGUCAAGGAGAGUUUGGCCAUAGAGAAUGGCGAUCCAGGUGGUUUGACCAUGGUCAGUGAGGGAGAUGGUUCUGAUGAAGUCAGUGAGGAUAAGAGCCCUUUCAGACGGAGCUACGUAGACAGAACCUUACCGGACCUCAUCAGGAGUGAACGACAGCUCGGCAGACGCAGAACAUUAGGACCAGUGUCAGACACGUUGAAGGAAGUGCGUCGGGAGGUGGCGCUGUCAGUGAGACGCAGUCUGAGGCUGAAGGCUCAGGUGGACAAACUACAGGAGAACAGAGACGAACCGGGAUGGAGCCAACACAGGGAGAAGGUUACAGAGGAGGUUCAGUCCGUUCUGAGGUUGUUGCUUCCUCUGACAGAAGCAGAGUCCAGCACAGUAGAACCAUCUGUUCAGGAGAACAGUCUGGAUACAGCGCUGGUCCUGCUGCAGAACGUCGCACGCAAACUAGCUCUCAGCCACACAGCACAGGAUUCCCAGUUCUGGGUUAAAAAAGGGAAUGGUGUGGAUGACAGUGCUGUUCUACAACAGGCACUACGUGACAGAGACGAUGCCAUGGACAAGAAGAAGGCCAUGGAGGCGGAGCUUCUCCGCAGUAAGACAGAGAUGAUGUUACUGAACAACCAGCUGUUGGAGGCUGUGCAGAAACGACUGGAGCUCUCACUGGAACUAGAGGCCUGGAAGGACGACAUCCAGAGGAUCCUGCAGCAGCAGCUCCAGAGCCAGCAGGCAGCAGAACAAGCCCAGAGGAAACCCUCCCGUCUGGGGCUGCUGAGGAGGACUAAAGAACCCCCACAGAGGCCAGCCUCCACCCCUACCACCUUGACCUACACCCCUGCCCCCUCUCCGGCCCCUGUUACAUGGAGGGACAGGCUGAAGAGGGGGAAGACGGGUCGUCAUGGUGACCAGGAUGCAGCGCAGGCGUCACCGGUGUCGCGGUCGUCGAGUAGCAGCAGCAGACUGGAGGGGUUUCAUACCAUAGACUUAUAAUACAACAUAGCAUGAGAGGGACAAAUCAUAGAUACUUUAUACAUUUUUCAAACUGUUGAUUCCUACUGGGAGAGAUACAUGGAUUGAGCUGAUAGUUGACAUGCAUUACACACAUUCACAUAAGUAGAGAAUUAAUCUGAGGAAAACAUUAUUCAGUGGUAAUGGUUGCCUUCAUACUACAUUUGGGUUGAAGAUUCCCUCCAACUGUAAUCAUUAAUUAUAGUAUAACGCGUGUCUUUGAUUAAAGUAAUUUAAAC
Molecule: messenger RNA, 1728 nt
Organism: Salvelinus namaycush (lake trout)
Lineage: Eukaryota; Metazoa; Chordata; Actinopteri; Salmoniformes; Salmonidae
Gene: bicdl2l
Product: bicaudal-D-related protein 2-like
Exons: 6
Coding region: 119-1471 (450 amino acids)
Biological process (GO): vesicle transport along microtubule; Golgi to secretory granule transport
Source: RefSeq, a predicted model, not a curated record